This is a messenger RNA of Scophthalmus maximus (turbot), 1821 nucleotides long. RefSeq names its product formiminotransferase cyclodeaminase N-terminal like 1 (gene ftcdnl1). The record is from RefSeq and is a predicted model, not a curated record. The coding region runs from base 144 to 1223 and encodes 359 amino acids. Gene Ontology annotation, molecular function: transferase activity; folic acid binding. Lineage: Eukaryota; Metazoa; Chordata; Actinopteri; Pleuronectiformes; Scophthalmidae. The transcript has 6 exons.
UGAAGUCACUUCCUGUUGGUGUUGACGCAGAGAACCCCCCGUGACACACCGUGAGGGAGAGUGGUCUGAUCUCAGUAAGUCUGCCAUGUUCUGUGACGUGUGUUCCACUGCUGCUGCUGGACUUUGACCUUUGAACAACCCUGAUGUGUGGCAACACGGUCCCCACAGACACAUGGACGUUCACAUUCAGACUCUAUUCAUCUGUAGAAAGCGUUGUCUUUGGCAGUAACAUGGCCUCCAGCUCCCUGGGCAGACGACUGGUGGCGUGUCUCCUCAACGUUUCCGAGGCUCGCAGGAAAGACCUGGUGGAGACUGUGGCCCAGGCGGCCUUGUACAACGCUGAAGGUGCCAGACGAGAGGGGACCACAGUGCUGAACAUCUUUAAUGAUCAUGACUACAACCGCUCCGUCAUCACCAUCGUGGCCAGCAUCGACUCCAUCAGGGAGGUGGUCCUGGCCGCAUGCGAGAAGGCCUGCGGGCUGAUUGACAUGAGCGCUCACGUGGGGGUCCACCCGUGUAUGGGUGCCGUGGACCUCGUACCCAUAUACCCCCUGGGGGAGGAGGUGCCAGUGGAGGAGUGCGCUGAAGAGGCUCGGGCCGUGGCUCAGGGGCUUACAGAGAGGGUCCCGGGCACCGCGGCCUUCCUGUUCGGCUGGGCCGACUCCCCCCUGCAGCGGGGGCUGGCUCAGAGGAGGAAGGAGAUGGGCUGGUUCAAGAGGACGACCGACCUGCAGGCGAUCCAGGCCGACCUUGGGCCAGAGCCCCGGACGCGGUACGGCCUCACAGGUGUCGGGGCCAGUCCGUAUGUCAUGAACUGCAACGUCACCAUCGACACCCGGGACAUCGCCUUGGGACGCAGCAUCGCCGCAGCCAUUAGAGAGUCGACCCCUGGGGGCCUCCCGGGGGUGCAGGUACUGGCGUUGCCCCAUGAGGGCGCUGUGGAAAUAGCCUGUAAUGUGGAAAGCGUGAAGGGGAGCCCACCGACUCACGUGACGGCAGGUGAGCCCUGGCCGUGUUUCAGCAUCGAAGGACAGCCGUACUGUCACGCUCCGGCCUCUCUCGUCACGGCGAGGGUCUCGGAGCUGGCAGGGAGGCAGGGGGUUGGCACCAAGGGCACGGCGUUGGUGGGGUUCACGCCGCACGAGUGCAGGGGCCUGGCGGAGUUAGCACUGUCUCAAGAAAUUCCUGAGUUCUGGAAAGAGCAGCGCAGGAUCCGUAUGUGAAGACCCACCUGUAUAAAAGUUUCAUGUCACUUCGAUUAUCAAGAUGAAGGAGCGUAUUUUAAACCCAUACGUGAUAUUAUAACUAAUAUACAGUAAUGCUGCCGGGGCUUCGACCACACUGCCAAUGAUCAAAGAAACCAUUGAAAUUAUGGAGGAGCACUGCUCUGUCGUGAAAAUACAAAAAUGUUAUCCAUGCUCAUUUGUUCGGACACAGAGUCUCUGUGGUUGCUGCUGGCAACCGUUUGUCCCCCAGGAUAAUGGAGAGAGCUAAAACGCUACGCUCUUCGGCUUCGGAAGUCGUGCUAGGAUGCCGCUGUCUGUGGUUGGCCAAGUGCAGCAAGGAGCACAGAAUAUUAGACUCACAAACGUCUCAACGCCAAACUCGUCCUCACUGAACUUGUCUGUGCGAAGGAAACAAUACAGAGUCAUGAGCUAAUUGUUCUUUGAUCGUCCACAGCAUGUUUAAUGGCAUCAGUCCGAGUAUUUCACUUAAUAAGCCCAAAAGAUUAAUACUCCACUGUUGUAACAGUAAGUGAGUGAACACGAACUGUAAUUGUAAUUGACAAUGUUACGGUGAAUAAAUACUUUAUCCGUUCAA